This is a messenger RNA of Cucumis sativus (cucumber), 1094 nucleotides long. Its product is annotated as transcriptional activator TAF-1. The record is from RefSeq and is a predicted model, not a curated record. Gene Ontology annotation, molecular function: DNA-binding transcription factor activity. Gene Ontology annotation, biological process: regulation of DNA-templated transcription. The transcript is spliced from 2 exons. Lineage: Eukaryota; Viridiplantae; Streptophyta; Magnoliopsida; Cucurbitales; Cucurbitaceae. The coding region runs from base 18 to 836 and encodes 272 amino acids.
CUUCUCUCUUAAAGCAAAUGAAGAAGAAGCUAAGAGCCUUCAAAAUCAAAACAAAAGGCUUCUCAUUUUAUAACCAUCCAUCCAUCUUUUUAUUGAACUUUUUUUCUUCUUUUUUAACCUUUCAAUCUCUCUCUCUAUCUCUCUUUCUCUUUCUCUCAAUAAUGGAGAUGAAUGAAGAUUUGGGAUUUGGUGAAAAUCCAUUUAAUGGAAGCUGCUUGAAAAGGCAUUGUUCUUCACAUUUGAUGAUGGAAACAAAUAGGACGAUGAUGAGAAGAUCAGAAGGUGAUAAUAAUGAUCAUGAAGAUCAUGAGUCAAAUGGUUCUUGUGGUAAUUUGAUCCAUAGAGAAAUUGUGUUCCCAUCUACUAUGAUCACUACUAGCCACACCCCUACCAACAACAACAAUUCUAAUGUCUUUUCCUCCCCCAAUUCCGCCUCUUGUUAUAGCAACGACAACGUUUUGGACGUCGUUGAAGUUCUCGACGUUCACCGUCAUCAUCAUCUUACCGUAAUGGCUGAGAGGAAGCUACGAAGAAUGAUAUCAAAUCGGGAAUCCGCACGAAGGUCAAGGAUGAGAAAGAAGAAACAAAUCGAAGAGUUGCAGUACCAGGUAGGACAGUUGGAGGUUUCAAAUCGACAAUUAUCCGAGAAGUUGAUACAAGUGGUGGAAUGCAACCAACAAAUCCUGCAUGAGAAUGCAGAGCUAAAACGAAAAGUAUCAUCACUUCAGAUUAUUCUAACUGAUUUCUUGACGCCAUUGAGAAACUGUGAAGAUGCUUUUGGGAACUCCAUUAUUAAAAAUAAUCGAAGAGCAGCAGCUGAACCAAAUUCUUCCUAGCUCUCUCUCUCUCUCUCUCUCUCUCUCUCUCUCUCUCUCUCUCUCUCUCUCUCUCUCUCUCUUAUACAACUUUAAUAUACCAUGAAGAUGACGAAGAAGAAGAAGAAGAGAAGAUGAACAAAUAUCAUAAUAUAUAUAUAUGUGUAUUUUUCAUCAUGAUCAUUAGCUUAGCUACUUUUCUAAAUCCAAAUUAUCCCAUCAGGAUAUAUAUAUAUAUAAUUAAUUAACUUUUCUUUUAUCAUUGUUAUUUCUUUUCAA